This is a messenger RNA of Eriocheir sinensis (Chinese mitten crab), 4853 nucleotides long. RefSeq lists its product as uncharacterized. Lineage: Eukaryota; Metazoa; Arthropoda; Malacostraca; Decapoda; Varunidae. The coding region runs from base 2861 to 3394 and encodes 177 amino acids. The record is from RefSeq and is a predicted model, not a curated record. The transcript has 8 exons.
AGCCACUGCCGUCGUCUGCUUGUUUACAUGCAGCCGCGCGUUGACAGAUUGGCAUGAGGGUGUUUUUUAUUUUUAUUUAUUUAUUUAUUUACAGCAGAGGAGUCAGUUCAAGGGCAUAAAAAAGGUAACAAAUGUGAGAAAAGCCCUCUAUUAAAAAGAUAAAUAAGCAAGUUCAUGGUGCAGAAGUGUCAAACUACCACUACGCUCACAAAAUCUACCCAUGGAAAUGCCCACAACUCUUACGAAAGCCCUGGCAAAUGCCCACUACUCUCACAAAACUACCCAUGGAAAUGCCCACAACUCUAACCAAAGCCCUGGCAAAUGCCCACUACGCUCACAAAACUACCCAUGGAAAUGCCCACAACUCUAACCAAAGCCCUGGCAAAUGCCCACUACGCUCACAAAACUACCCAUGGAAAUGCCCACAACUCUAACCAAAGCCCUGGCAAAUGCCCACUACGGUCAUAAAACUACCCAUGGAAAUGCCCACAACUCUAACCAAAGCCCUGGCAAAUGCCCACCACGCUCACAAAACUACCCAUGGAAAUGCCCACAACUCUAACCAAAGCCCUGGCAAAUGCCCACAACUCUUAUAUUACGAAAGCCCUGGCAAAUGUGUGCUGGGCGCCGAUGUUUAGGUAUAUAUUAUUAAACACUUGAAAUAGUUAUUCGUUUGCUAUAGACAAUUCUUAACUGCCCGUAAAUAGUGCUCUGUCUACCUUUAAUCAUACACAAUAUUGCCAUUCCAACAGUGAUAUUACUCCUUAUCUUGAUCCAACGUAAGCUUGUGCUAAUUUAAGUUUUAUUACCACGCCCACUAUCUCAUUCCUGUAUAUAUGGUUCAAAUCUUGCCCCUACAAAACAUACCCAACAUGGUCAUAUUAUCUUAAUUCACAAUAUUGCCCAUUCCUAACCAUGACAAAUCUCCCCUUCGAUCUCUAAUCACACUCUUGCCCUUCCAUAGAACUUUCGUUAUAUUGCACCUCCUAUAUAAGCAUGCGAAAUCGUUCUUCUCUAAGCAAACAAUUAACCUUGCCUUCAAUAAGCCCGUGUUCUUGCCCAUUCCUAACCAUGGCAAAUCUCACUUUUAUCACACUCUUGCCCUUACACAGCACUUUAUCUUGCACCUCCUAACCAUGGCAAAUCCUUCUUCUCUUAAGCACACAACCUUGCCUUCAGUAAGCCCAUGUUCUUCCCCCUUCCUAACCAUGACAAAUCUCCCUUUUCUAAUCACACUCUUGCCCUUCCACAGCACUUUCGUUAUCUUGCUCAUCUUAAGCAUGGCAGAUCUUGCCUUCAAUAAGCAAGUGGCCUUAUCGUACUUCAUAAUCUUGCCCAUUCCUAACCAUGACAAAACUCCCUUCUCUAAUCACACUCUUGCCCUUGAUUAAACAGCACUUUCUUUAUCUUGCACCUCCUAACCAUGGCAAUCGUCAUUCUCUACACACACAAUCUUGCCUUCAAUAAGCAAGUGGCCUUAUCGUACUUCAUAAUCUUGCCCAUUCCUAACCAUGACAAAACUCCCUUCUCUAAUCACACUCUUGCCCUUAAUUAAGCAGCACUUUCUUUAUCUUGCACCUCCUAACCAUGGCAAUCGUCAUUCUCUAAACACACAAUCUUGCCUUCAAUAAGCAAGUGGCCUUAUCGUACUUCAUAAUCUUGCCCAUUCCUAACCAUGACAAAACUCCCUUCUCUAAUCACACUCUUGCCCUUAAUUAAACAGCACUUUCUUUAUCUUGCACCUCCUAACCAUGGCAAUCGUCAUUCUCUAAACACGCAAUCUUGCCUUCAAUAAGCAAGUGGCCUUAUCGUACUUCAUAAUCUUGCACAUUCCUAACCAUGACAAAACUCCCUUCUCUAAUCACUCUUACCCUUAAUUAAACAGCACUUUCUUUAUCUUGCACCUCCUAACCAUGGCAAUCGUCAUUCUCUAAACACACAAUCUUGCCUUCAAUAGGCAAGUGGCCUUAUCGUACUUCAUAAUCUUGCCCAUUCCUAACCAUGACAGAUCUCCCUUCUCUAAUCACACUCUUGCCCUUCAACAGCACUUUCGUUAUCUUGCUCAUCUUAAGCAUGGCAGAUCGUCAUUCUCUAAACACACAAUCUUGCCUUCAAUAAGCAAGUGGCCUUAUACUUCAUAAUCUUGCCCAUUCCUUACCAUGACAAAACUCCUGUUACCAAUGUGCCAUAUGUGAAUGAUUGUAUGUGUAAUGUAAUGAAAUUGUAGCAUGAUGCAAUGUUAGCUCAGCAUGGUGCAACUCUACUUGUUGGGACAAGAGAGACAGAGGGGAGCCCGGGGCAACCGGCCGCCGGGCAGGAGGUGCUGAGUCGGCAUUGGGGGAGUUUGAGCGAGAGGCGCCGAGGGGUGGGGGAGAAGACGCGUGUCUGGGCUUGGAGUGUUCAGCUGUGUGCUCCGCUCGCGAGCUGUGUGCAUCUGGUGUGCGUGUCUGCCGGUCUGCCGUGCCCCUGUACUGUGCCUGAUUAACUGUUCUGUGCCCUUGAAAGUUGCUGUACUGUGUGAGGAACCUGUCAUUAAACUAGAAAUUAGUGUUGAACGUGUAUCCUUUGUGCCCUGCCCCUCGGUGUUCUUUGUCGGCCGCUGUGAGUGACUGGUGCCCGUGUGGUUGUUCUAGGGGAUCACGCCGCCUGCCUGCCCGUGGAUGUUUCUUGUCCUAAAGAGCUCCUUCGCCUCUGGUACAGCUGCGACAACAACAACAACAACUACUACUACUACUACUACUACUACUACUCUCACUUUUACCUCUACUACUUCAUAAACCGUUUCGAAUCUCCUCCUCCUCCUCCUCCUUCUCCUCCUCUUACUCCUCCUUCUGAAGUAUGGUGUAAAGUGACUCUUCUCAUGAUGGGCUUCGUCAGACUCAUGCCAGCGCAGGUGAGGCGGGCCAGCGUACGCACCUGUCUCAAUGCCCAACACGCCGCCCUCUCCGCUGCUCUCUUCACAAUCUGCUCGUCCGUGGUGGUGGUGCUUGUGUACAUCUGGCGUCUGGUGUUGAACGCGAGGCACCCGGAGCACCUCAGUGACGUGUAUUAUGGUGUGCAAAUCUCGUACCUGUCAACGCUGGGCACUCACGUCACCCUCAUCGCCCUCACCUCAGUCCUCUUCAUCGGCAUUCAGCAGGAGCGGUGUGGCCUCAUCACGCCCUGGGUAGUGGCUAACAUCGCUUUUAUGGCCCUCGAGGCGGUCUGCUGCAUGUACUCCAACGUGCUGAGGGACCAUGUCAAUAAGAAGUUCGACGCUGUGUGCCGCGCCGAGGUUUCUUUCUUCCUCUUCAGAGUGGCUAUCAACGUCAUGGGUCUAUGGGCCGUCAUGCGCUUCGUCAGGAACCUCAGGGCUGGCAUCACCUACAAGGACCCCGAGGCCAUCCACCUCUGAGGGGUCAUGGUUCAACAGAGGUCAAGACGAGGUCACACGAGUCAAGAGGAGACUACUGAGCUCUAGCGGGUCGAGGAUCAAGUGCAUGGGUCAAUAAAUCAAAGUCGAAAAUGAUGAGGCCAGGUCAUGUAAUUCAGAGGUCAUAGGAGUCAGGUCAAGCGAAGUUAAGAGAAUGAUCAAAAGAGAUCAAACGAGUAUUAAAGGUCAAUAGGUCAAAGUUACGGGGAGGUAAAGGUCAUAAGUCAAAGAAGAGGUCACAGGUCAAGAGAAGGUUCAAAGGUCAAAGGUGAAAGGUCAAGAACGAUGUAAAGGUCACGUUACAACUGCAGGGUCAUUAUCCUUUUUUUUUUUACACUAAUCCCUCUUUUAUCGCGUUGUUUCCCUCUUUUCCUCUCAGGCCGGCUUACAAACAUUCUUUUAAAAACUUUCUUUGUACCUGACUUCCUCCUUUUAUUUCACUUUAUCACUCUUGUCAUUGUAAACUCACGAACAUAUGGAACAGUGAACCAGCUAACAACUUAUCUUCUUAUUUGGCUUCCUCCUUUUCUUUCCCUUUAUCAUCUAUGCCAAUGUAAACUCACGAACAUAUGGAACAGUUAACCAGCUAACAACUUCUCUUUCAUAUCUGGCUUCCUUCCUUCCUUUCCCUUCCUCAACUAGGCUAUCUAAACCAACACCCAUGAACCUCCCCUUAUAAUGUCUGACCUCCUUUUCUUUCCCUUCCUCAACUACGCUAUCUAAAUUAACGAGCACUACGAAACGGCCAACAACUUGUAAUAAUGUCUGGGUUAUAUCCCUUUCUUUCCCUACCUCAACUUACAUAUCAUAGGCUAUCUAAGCUAACAAAUACUUAGGAACCAGCUAACACCUUCCCUUAAUGUCUGGCUUCUUCCAUUUUUUUCCCCUUCCUCAACUAGGCUGUCUAAACUAACAAACCAGCUAACAUCUUCCUUUCGAUUUUCGGUUCCUCCAUUUCUUCCCCUUCCUCAACUAUAGGCUAUCUAAACUAACAAACACUACGAACUAUGUAUUUUAUAGUGCACACACAUUAGACAAUCACUUGCAGCCGACACUAACCUUUAUAGACAGCAUGUGGCCAAACCAGACGAGGAAUCUUGCCGGGGAAGUAAUUUAACACCUGGUUGCCUUUCCAUUGUUUGCAAGUGCUUCCGCUGACUCGCAAUGGCCUCUGCAAUUAAGGGAGAAAAUAUUAUUACAGUCCUGUUCCUUGGCAGAUCAAUAUCAAAUGGUUCUUAUACUCAGGGGGAGGAGAACGUGUCUCACAAACCUUCAUAUAUCAUUAAUGUUUAGAUACAAAAUAAGAGUUGUGCAAUAAAAUUAGUAGUUAUAUAAACCAAGUGAAUGUGACUGUGGUCGUGUAUGGCAAAAAAAAGUUGUUGAUGUCUGUAUUGUAGCUAUUAACAUGGUGGCAUUUACGACAUAAUAAACUUAAUAGUAU